AUGAUUCCUAUUGAAGCUGAUAUGUGUAUGAAGAAAAAUAUGGAAGAGCAUUCAACAAUUUAUUAUGAUAUUCAAGGUCUUAUACUUCGACGAGGUCAACCAUUUUCAUUUAUAAUAACAUUUAAUCAAGAUUUUCAUACUGAUAAAUAUAAUUUGUCAGUUAUUUUCAAGUCUAAAACAUGGAUGAAUAUUCCAAGUGUGAAAAUUCCAUUGAAUGAUUCAUCAAAUGGAUGGUCAGCAAAAACACUCUUCACAGAAGAUCAGAAGAAUAAUCAUAUUUGUUUUCAAAUUGAUUCUCCUUCUGAUGCUAUUAUUGGAAAAUAUUCUCUUUUACUCGAAAUUAGUUCGAUGACGAAAGAUUUAAUAAAUCAACGAGAUCUUUCAAUAUUUCAAUUCGAUAUUGAUAUUUAUUUUCUAUUUAAUCCAUGGAAUAAAAAUGAUUCAUGUGCACUAUUAUCAUCUGAUCAAAUUGUAGAAUAUGUUAUGAAUGAACAUGGAGAAAUUUAUCUCGGCUCAUCUGAAAUUCCUCGAUCUAUUCCAUGGUAUUUUGGACAAUUUGAAGGAGUUGUAUUACUUACAGCUCUUGCUCUUCUUAACGAAGCACAUUUAUCAAUACAACAUCAAAUUGAUACAUCUUUAAUUCUUCGUAUUCUUUCAUCAAAAAUCUGUUCAAAUCUUGAAAUACAUAAUGGCAUAUUUCCAUCACCAUUGAAUCGUCAUUCAUUUUCAUAUCAAGAAAAUGGAUAUACAAGUAGUCCAGCUAUUUUAAAACAAUUGUGGCUAUUAAAUGAUCAAUUAUUUCAAGGUGAUAAUGGUAGUAAUUGGCAACAUGCUGCUGUGUUUUGUAGUUUAUGUCGAUCAUUAGGUAUUCCAUGUCGUAUUGUCACUGUUUAUAAUGCAAUAUGUCGAAUUCAAGAAAAAGAAAAUAUUGAUGUAAAUUGGAAUACAAGACAACGACCAACUGUUGUAGUUAAUUCAAAACUAACUCAUCCUUGGUAUUUAUGGAAUGAAUGUUGGAUGCGUCGAGAUGAUUUGCCAGAAUAUAAUUCUGGAUGGCAAGUAGUAGAUUCAUCUUUCAUUGAAUACAAUACAAAUAUUCGACAUACAGGUCCAUGUUCAGUAGCAGCCUUAAAAUCUGCUACAUUAGGUUUAAAAUGGAAUACUGCCGAUAUUUAUAGUGUAUUGAAUGGGAAUAAAAUCUAUUGGCUUGUUUAUCCAAAUGGAAAUAGAAAACUCAUCAAUAUUGAAGAAAAUGUAAUUGACACAAAAAUUCUUACACGAUCAUUGAAAACAGAAAAUGAAUAUGAAGAUAUUACUAGCAAUUACAAACUAAACAAAUCAUCAAACCCAACAGCUUUGAAUCAUGAUGUUAAUAUUGAAAUAGAAGUUCCUCACAGUUUGAAAUUUGGUGAUGAUCUUCAUUUAAUCCUUAAAACAAAUAAUCUAUCAAAUGAACAUCGUACAUUAACUGUGGCCUUCAAAUUAGUGAAAAUUAAUCCUAUUCAAGAAGUCAAAUCUGCAUUAAAAACACAAAGUCAGACAUUACAUCAAGAUCAAUAUAUUCCCAGCAAUUCAAAUCUAGAGGCACACAAUAUAAGUUCACAAACCCCGAUUCAAUCAUUUUCACAAGUCUAUCAUCUCGAUAAUAAUGAUUGUGAGUCAGAUAUAAUUUUAAUCAUCGUACUUACGCUCAAUUGUAGAUAA
Molecule: messenger RNA, 1704 nt
Organism: Rotaria sp. Silwood2
Lineage: Eukaryota; Metazoa; Rotifera; Eurotatoria; Philodinida; Philodinidae
Source: the annotation of a GenBank genome assembly